GUUCAAGCUUCGGCGGCAAGGAGCCAACGUUGAAGAAAGCAGCGAAGAACAUGGACCGCGCCUGCAAGUGUGGAGACCCCAAGUGCGUUUGCACGACCCAGUGCAAGUGCUCAACUGGAGGAUGCCCUUGUGGCAAGUGCAAGAAGUAGGAGAUUCAUAAUGGAGGGAGGCCAAGCCAUGAGUAGCAUUCUGCACUCGGCCCUACAGCGGUUGGUGGCCCGGAGCCCCAUCCAAAUUUCGGUUCGCUUCUGGGAGCGGAGAAAGUACAUCAGGCGCUACGGCUACGAGAGUCCGCUCUUGCCCCCUGGGUACCUGCCACGGCUGCCGAAGGAAAAAGAAAAGCUCAGGACUCAGCCUGUCUACACACCCAAGGAUGCCUGGUGCGAGCGAAGAGCCCUGUUUGGCCAGAAUGACUACAUCGACAUCCUGGGCAAUGGCAACCUGAAGCCAGUCCACAUCAUGAGGGGAGUGCCCGGCUGGCUGCAGGGUUUCCAGGGCAACGAGUUCCAGAUGCUGCUGCGCAAGAGGCAGGUCGUCAACCACUGGCGCCAGACGCGGCCCACUGACUUCCACAAGCUCCAGAAACGCAUCCGGUGGCUGUACAAGGUGCUGAACCACAGGACGCGUUCGACCUGAUUUACGCGGGCAGAACUCUAUAGCUUUGAACUGUAGUUAUGUAAUAAAGCGGGACUGCACGUUAAUGCUAUUUUGGCUUUGCGA
Rhipicephalus sanguineus (brown dog tick) is the source of this 720-nucleotide messenger RNA. RefSeq names its product 39S ribosomal protein L51, mitochondrial (gene mRpL51). Lineage: Eukaryota; Metazoa; Arthropoda; Arachnida; Ixodida; Ixodidae. The record is from RefSeq and is a predicted model, not a curated record. Gene Ontology annotation, cellular component: mitochondrial large ribosomal subunit. Gene Ontology annotation, molecular function: structural constituent of ribosome. Gene Ontology annotation, biological process: translation. Bases 160 to 636 code for a protein of 158 amino acids. The transcript has 5 exons.